Molecule: messenger RNA, 873 nt
Organism: Haemonchus placei
Lineage: Eukaryota; Metazoa; Nematoda; Chromadorea; Rhabditida; Trichostrongylidae
Source: the annotation of a GenBank genome assembly
AUGUAUCGACUGUUUCUCCUACCAGCCCUGGUCAUCGCCUUUGAUGACGCACCGACUAUGGAUCCGAGAAUCCCCACUAUGAGGCCCCAUGAUGCCCAAUCUGAUUCCUGUGCUGAUUAUAUAAUAACUAGCAAUUUCCAGUUAAACUACAAUGAUUUCCUCACGGCAUUCUCAAACACAACGUUUUUCGAGAAGUUCUGCAACAUCUAUCAUAACUUUCAACAUUGCUCGUCCAAAUGCGAACCAGGCUAUCUGCAUCAACUUCUUAUGAAGAGUGCUGAGAUCAUCGAUCAUUACUGUGUUUACAACUUUGAAGGUGAAUUCAAGUUCCUUACUUUAUCCUUCGAAGCCAUCCGCACGAAAUUUCCCUGCCUGGAGUUCGUCCAAUCGAACACGGACUGCAUAAAAUCAUGUACUCGUCAUCAUGAUGCCGUCACGUCGCUCGUCAAUAACUUCCGUCAUCUGGCCAUGAACGGCGAUUCAACUCGGGCAGAACAGUACCUGGCAGAAAGCUGCGAGUAUGUGACGUGUACGCUGCACUGUGAUGUGCCAGCCAUCGCCCACCGCUGUGACUUUGAAACGGCUAACCUCGUCAUUGAUCUGACUCGACGAUCCUUCGCCAGUAUGGAGAAGCUGGCUUUGGACGCAAAUGUUAUCAGCAAAUGGCCAGCUGUUUGCUCGGACAUUAAGACCUAUCGACUGCCAUCACCAGCAAACCCUCCAAAAGAAAUCGAUGUCGUAGCACAGAGUCAAGGACUUCCCGAGGGUGCUAAAAAUGUAACAUCGCCAACAACGGCAGCGAUGUCUAAGGGAACAAGUUAUUCUGCUAUUCCUGCCCUUUUACUGCUCCUGUUGACUCUUGCUUUACAGUAA